This is a messenger RNA of Mastomys coucha (southern multimammate mouse), 2331 nucleotides long. It is a transcript of the gene Garin4, whose product is annotated as family with sequence similarity 71 member A. NCBI's taxonomy places the organism in Eukaryota, Metazoa, Chordata, Mammalia, Rodentia, Muridae. The coding region runs from base 368 to 2212 and encodes 614 amino acids. Gene Ontology annotation, cellular component: nucleus. The transcript has a single exon. The record is from RefSeq and is a predicted model, not a curated record.
ACUUCUCUCACUAGGGCUGCAGUUUGUAGACUCUCAGGGAGCUUUCAAAAAAAAAAAAUCACAGGUGGAGGUCGAAGGGGUUUUAGACCCUGAAGAGACCCUCCCUGGAGUCUACCCUGCAUCUUUGGGGAGGUUGUUCUUGGGGUCCAGGCACCCAACAGCACCCCUUGCCAAUCAUCUGUGCUCCCACCCCCAGCCCAGGCCUCUUGGAGGCUCUGAGGCAAACUGGGGGCUUGCGGGGUGGGGUUGAGAAGAUCUGCUGUACGUGCCACAUCUGUGACCCAGGAGCACUGAGGCUCCCCUCAUCAGCGGAGACCAAGGAAAGACGCAAGAACCCACCUUGCCUGCGUACCUUUCUUGACCCAAAAUGGCCAAGGAGAACAAGUCUCUGUUACCAUAUUACACAGCCGAGAGUGGUUCUGAAGCCGGUAUGUUCAACAUCGCCACGGGGAAAUUACAGCAGCAGCUACAAGGAGGAGAGUAUGAUAUAUUCAAGUAUGCACCGAUAUUCGAGAGUGACUUCAUCCAGAUCACCAAACGUGGAGAAGUGAUCGACGUGCACAACCGUGUCCGGAUGGUGACCGUGGGCAUUGCGACCACCAGUCCUAUCCUUCCACUCCCUGAUGUCAUGCUACUGGCCCGACCAACGCCGUGCGUUGAGCUUCCCGAACAUGACGAGUUCAGCAGCAGCAUAGACACAGACCACAAGGCUGAAAAGACCUUGGAGCUGACUAGGCUCCUUCCUUUGAAGUUUGUAAAGAUAACUGUUCACAAACGAGAUAAGCAACAGCUACGUCUCAAGUUCGCGACUGGCCGCUCUUGCUACCUGCAGUUGUGCCUCCCUCCAGAAAGCACGGAUGACCUCUUCUCCUACUGGGAAAAACUGAUUGACCUCCUGAGACCCCCUGUGGACAGUACCACCAGUACAUACGCCGUCCCAGCAGGGGACAUGGACAUGGCUCUUCUGGAUGAAGAACGUAAGGCAAAAAGAAUCCUCAAGAAAAAAAGCAAGCUAGAGAAGAGCAUUGCCAAAAGCUUGCGGAAAAAACCCCAGAAAGACCAGGCCAGUGUCAAAAGCACCCGGGAGAAAACUGAGCUAGACGCGGUCAGUGUCAAAAGCAUCCAGCAAAAAACCGAGCCAGACCAGAUCAGUGUCGUAAGCAUCCCUCUGGCCCCGGGUUUGAAUGAGUUCGGCUCCUCUGCAUUUGUUGGUGGGGAGGGAUAUGAUGAUGCUCACAUAUCCACUGUUGUGUCCAGGGUAUCCACGCCCGAAUUAAACUCAAAAGUCCUUGCCGGAGAGUCAGUAUCAGGGACAAUGGUGUAUGACCUGGUGGGCUCUUUGAACUUGGUGGCAAACAGGUUUGAAGGCUCUGGACAGAUAAACACACCUACAGCCGGGGAGCCUGCCUUUGGAGCAAGAAGAAGCAAAAGCCAUUUGACCAUAGCAAGCCCCGGCAAGAUGUCGCCGAACAGCAUGAACAUUGCUUUGGCGGGGGUGAUGAGCAAAUCCUUAGAGUAUAUUCCCAAUUUAUCUGCCGGCCACUCCCCAAAAGAGAUCAUGACUAUAACAAAUUCAAGGAUCGAGACUAUAGGAAAGUCUGUUGGAGAGACAGCAGAUGACCCAGUCCCAGUGGUCCUUGCCUUGACCAUGCCAAGUGAGAGCCGCCUAAGCAAAGAGACUGGACAUCAGAAAGCCUACACGGGCGGCCCCAAAGCCCAUAAGGAACGGAGGCCAAGAAGGGAGGAGAGAGCAAAGCAAAGAGUUGGUGGCGGGAGUGAGCAACACCACAGGACAGGAGAAGGUCACAAGACAACAGGGAACAAGGAGUUUCGAAAAUCAGCCAGCCACAGAUGUGUCGUCGAUGACAAAGAAAAAGGCAUCAAGCGGAACAGGUUGCACAAAGGGGUCAGCCACAUCCCCAUCACAAAGGAAUCCCGGAGCUCCCACAAACUGGCCCGGAACAUCUCCAAUGUCAGCUGUGCCUCUGCGAGCAAGAGGAUGGGCAGAAUCACCUUGUUCCUGAGAAACAUCAGAGCCAACUUGGCUGCAAAAGGCCUGGCACCACGUGGCCAAGAUGUGGACAUCAUGACUAAGACAUUAGAGACAACCGAUGUGAAGGCCAUCAUGGAGGCAGAGGAUGACCAGGGCCUGGAAAACAUAGCUUCUAUAACAUCCGAGGUCAUGGAGACAGUGACCUUUGAAGCUAAGUAAAGUACAGCUCAGAGCCAAAAACUGCAAAGGGACCCAGGGCCCAGGGCCCAGGGAAAAUCCCUGGAAUCUACUCCAGCUUUCUUAAUGCAGUUUAAAUAAAGAACUAUUCUACCUGAAAA